Molecule: messenger RNA, 1059 nt
Organism: Glarea lozoyensis ATCC 20868
Lineage: Eukaryota; Fungi; Ascomycota; Leotiomycetes; Helotiales; Helotiaceae
Product: NAD(P)-binding Rossmann-fold containing protein
Exons: 1
Coding region: 1-1059 (352 amino acids)
Molecular function (GO): oxidoreductase activity, acting on the CH-CH group of donors, NAD or NADP as acceptor
Source: RefSeq, a predicted model, not a curated record
AUGGUUCAAAAUAAGUCUCUCGUCUACAAGCAGAUCCCACAAGGGUUUCCUGUAGCUGGAAAGGAUCUUGCUGUCGAGACCCGCGAAUUUGAUAUUGAUCAAGCACCUCCAGCUGGCGGAGUCACCACAAAGAACUUCUAUGCCUCAUUCGAUCCAUAUCAGCGAGCCAAGAUGCGGCCGACGGACAAGAAAUCCUACACACCACCAUACAACCCAGGGGAGCCAUUUUACAACAGUGGUGUUGGAAAGAUUAUUAAAUCGGACAACGACAAAUACAAGCCAGGAGAUUUGGUCACUGGAAUGAUCAACACCGAGGAGUAUUCCGUCGUUCAAAAGCAGAUUGCAGAUACCAUGAUGAGAAAGAUUGACAACCCAUACAACCUCGAUCUCCAGGUUUUCCUUGGAGCGAUGGGUAUGCCAGGACUCACUGCAUAUUCCUCUUUCUACGAUAUCGGCAAGCCAAAGAAGGGCGAGACGAUUUUCAUCUCUUCCGCUGCCGGAGCUGUCGGCCAAGUUGUCGGUCAAUUGGCAAAGCACGAAGGUCUGAAAGUUAUUGGAUCUGUCGGCUCGGCCGAGAAGCUCGACUUCAUCACCAAAGAACUAGGUUUCGAUGCGGGGUUCAACUACAAGGACGAGAAGACAGCAGAUGCACUUGCCCGUCUCGCUCCCGACGGAAUCGACAUCUACUACGAGAACGUCGGCGGAGAGCAACUGGAGGCCGCUCUCAACGCAUUCAACGAGCACGGCCGAAUCGUCGCUUGCGGCAUGAUUUCCGACUACAACAAGUCCGAUACCGAGAAAUACGGUAUCAAGAACUUGUUCCAGUUUAUUGCCAAGCGAUUGACAAUGCGCGGAUUCAUCGUGGGUGAUAAGGAUAUGGGACCAAAGUAUAUGGAGGAGCGUAACAAGAAUGUCGCGAAAUGGCUUUCGGAGGGCACGUUCAAGGCUAAGACACAUGUCACGGAGGGAAUGGAUAAUGCUGCUGAGGGAUUCAUUGGGAUGCUUCAGGGUAAGAAUUUUGGAAAGGCAGUGUUGAAGAUUGCUGAGCAAGAGGUUUGA